AUGGUGGGGACAAAGGAGGUGGUGCAGGAGAGGGGGAAGAAGUCUGGAUCUUUCUCAGACAGGCCCGCGCUCCGGAGCGGCAGUGUGGUCUCGGCUUCCUCAUCUGCGAAAUGGAGAUGCCUGCUCAUCCUGGCCACCAGUAAAAGACAGCUCCGAAAUUCCGGAAGAGGAAUACAAAGCGGGGGUGGGAUUCCAGGCAGGACCGAUGCACUCCAGCUGGGGGAAUCGCGGGAGUCUUUCUCCAGGAGGUCACGAGGCGUCAGAGACUGGAGUCAGAGCCUGGUGCGUUGGCCAGGUGCUCAUGUGCAGCCGGAAGCAAGACGGUGCGGCCGCCUCCUUCCACGGCUCUCCGCGGGAUGGCCUCGAUUUGAAGCCACCCUGAAUAGGUGCCGGGCCGAUGCAAAGACCGGGGACCCUGCCCCCGAGCCCCCUUACCUCCCAGCCAUCCCGGAGACCUCCCAGGGCCUGCCGCCUCUGGCUGGGCUGGCCUCCGUGCCCUGGCGAAUCACGGUAAUGCCAGGGAGGCUCAGCGUGGCGUUCUCCAAAAGUGGCCUGUCGCUCGAGAAAUUCUCUCCAGCCGUCAUCCCGCUGACUUCUCCAAACAACCUGAGGCUGGGCGCCAUGGUCAGCCCCACUUUGCAGCCGAGGAAGCCGAAGCUUAGAAGUCUGAGUUCACCAGCCCUGCCGGUCACUGUGCUGGGCCGUUUGAUUCCAGGGCUGUGACCUUAACCACUGGGCCCACAGGAGUCUGCAGGUGGAUUUUGGCUUCAUGUGCACAAGCUCGAAAAUUCUGUUCUUUCCUCCCCUUUUCAUCUUAGGAAUAGAGAGGGGUCCCCAGUGCCUCCAUGCCCCUGGCCCACCCGAUGCACCCCAGGUUUGCUUCAAAAGCAGCCGAGCCGCUCUAAGAAGCAAGUUCCCCCCCCACCCCCCACCCCCACAUCGGGACCCACCCUGCCUCCCCAGCCUUACAGCCGAAAUCUUUCUCCUGGGUGUUGUUUUCCUUUAUUCCUCUCUGUGGCUCUGGCCCUUUCCCCCUGAAAAUACAGUUUGCUGAUAUUAAAAAGAAACACACAACCACUAAACGCAUUUGAUAUAGUCUUUGAAGUCUGAUGGCCUCGGGCUCCAGACUGAUAAGCAGGAAGAUAGUGUAGGCCUGUGCUGGGAAGACAGCACCUUUGGCAGGGACGGUUCCAAUAGAGGGGACAGAGGAGGGAAGCCCGAGAGAAGGAAGGCUGGGUCCCCUCUGAUGGGAGGUGAGGCCCCCAUGGGAGGGGGGUGCGGUAGGGGAUGAGCACAAGUCCCUGAGGAGGUGGCCCCCGUGGAGGCUCUCUGCAAGGGAUUUGAUCUCUCAGAGGCUGGGUGAUUGGGCAUUCCCUCUCAAGACGGGGAGAGGAAAAGAACGCUCUGUGCACCCCAAGGCCUUGGGGGGCAUCUCUGUGCCCAGGGAAAGGAUCCGGAUGGGGAACUGGCGAGGUUUUCUGUGUUCACGUGUACUUGAGGGACACAGGUACAUAUGUGUUGUGGGUGCUGGUGGUGCCACACUUGGCCUCCACUGACCCCCCUCCCUACCACGCUGCUGGGUUGGGGACCUCCCCUCAAGGGCAGACACUCAGAGCACCCGGGGGCCAUGAUG
Felis catus (domestic cat) is the source of this 1633-nucleotide messenger RNA. RefSeq lists its product as uncharacterized. Lineage: Eukaryota; Metazoa; Chordata; Mammalia; Carnivora; Felidae. The transcript is spliced from 4 exons. Bases 1 to 723 code for a protein of 240 amino acids. The record is from RefSeq and is a predicted model, not a curated record.